UUGUGAAGACCUGGACACUUGAAUUACCGAGAAAGACAAAUUGAAUUAUAGAGAUUUCUUCCAGCUGGUAUAAUGAAAUGAUUCCAACUCUCCGUGUUGGUUAAAUAAGGAAUUAUUUUAAACCCGUGAAUCAUUCCUGGUAUCUCGAGGAUGGAUAUUUGAAUUCUUCUGCAGAGGACGCAGAGUAGUCGAUUAUUCUUUUGGUGAAUACUUCUUGGAAGGCUCACAAAAACAAUUAGGGCGAAACUCUAUGGGUAACCCUUGGCCACAAUAAAUUAUUGGUCAACCAUGGUAAAACUUGCCAACCCACUUUAUACAGAGUGGAUUCUUGAAGCGAUACAAAAAGUUAAAAGGCAAAAGCAGAGGCCGUCUGAAGAAAGAAUUUGUCAUGCUGUGUGUGCGUCCCAUGGUUUAGACAAGAAGACAGUUUCUGAACAGCUGGAAUUAAGUGUCCAAGAUGGUUCUGUGCUCAAGGUUACCAACAAAGGCCUCGCAUCCUACAAAGAUCCAGAUAACCCAGGGCGUUUUUCAUCUGUUAAACCUGGCGAGCUACCUAAACCGACUAAAGGAUCCAGAGGAGCUUGUAACGAACUUCGGAACGUGGAUUGGAAUAAACUUCUGCGGAGAGGAAUCGAAGGGCUUCAGGAACCAAACGGCUCUUCCCUCAGAAACAUCGAAAAAUACCUGAGAAGUCAACAUGACCUUGCGAGUGUUUUCAAUAACCCCGUGUUUCAGCGGAGACUACGACUGGGGGCCAAACGAGCUGUAAAUAAUGGGAGAUUAUUGAAAGACGGACCUCAGUAUAGGGUGAACUAUGGUGGUCUGGAAGGCAAAAGGGCGUCAAAAUACAGUCCCUUUCCAGCAUCUCUCCCACCAGUCAGUCUUUUGCCUCAUGAAAAAGACCAGCCACGAGCUGAUCCCAUUCCGAUAUGUAGUUUCUGUUUGGGGACAAAAGAAUCAAACCGUGAGAAAAAACCAGAAGAGCUCCUCUCCUGUGCAGACUGCGGCAGUAGCGGACAUCCAUCAUGUUUGAAAUUUUGUCUGGAGUUGACGACUAAUGUGAAGGCCUUAAGAUGGCAGUGUAUUGAAUGCAAGACAUGCAGUGCCUGUAGAAUCCAAGGCAAAAAUGCGGACAACAUGCUUUUCUGUGAUUCUUGCGACCGAGGAUUCCACAUGGAAUGCUGUGACCCUCCUCUUUCCCGAAUGCCAAAAGGUAUGUGGAUCUGCCAGGUCUGCAGACCAAAGAAAAAAGGAAGAAAGUUACUUCACGAGAAAGCCACACAGAUAAGGCGGCGAUACACAAAACCUAUUGGACGACCAAAAAACAAACUAAAGCAACGAAUGUUGUCUGUAACCCGUGAUGAAGGAUCCAUGAAUGCAUUCACAGGAAGGGGGUCACCUGGUAGGGGUCAAAAGACUAAAGUCUGUACCACACCUUCAUCUGGUCAUGCUGCAUCUGUGAAGGAUUCAAGCAGCAGAUUGGCUGUUACAGACCCCACCCGGCCUGGUGCCACCUCCACCACCACCACCACCACCACCAAAAUCACCACCACCACCUCCACCUACAUACCUGCCUCUACACUUAACGUUAACAAGAAAACCAAAGGGCUCAUUGACGGCCUUACUAAGUUUUUCACCCCGUCACCCGAUGGUCGCAGAUCACGAGGUGAAAUAAUAGACUUUUCAGAGCAUUAUCGUCCGAGGAAAAUGGCCUCUCAGAAACAGUCCUGUGCUUCUCAUGUGUUGUUGGCUACAGGUACCACACAAAAGCUAAAACCUUCUUCACUUCCAACCCCAGCCCCCAUCUCUGGUCAGAGCCCCAGUUCACAAAAAUCCAGCACGUCCGUCUCUUCUAACUCUCCCCAAAGCUCCUCCAGUCAGUCCAGCGCGCCUUCCUUUAGCAGCCUUCCCAGUCACAGUCAGCUGAAGGGACUUUUUGAUGGACUUUCUCAUAUUUAUACCACUCAGGGACAGCCUCGCAAAAAGGGGCACCCGAGUUACGCACCACCCAAGCGUUUGCGGCGCAAGGCAGCGUUCUCUUCCGCAUCCAAGUCUAACGCUGCUUUCUAUGGAAAGAAAGAUAUUAGAAGUAGGUUUCUUUCUCAUUCCUCCACCUCUGGAUGGGGUAUGUCUAGAGGACGCUCUUUUAAAGCACUUGCUCACUUCAAGCAAACGACUUUCCUUAAAAAGCGCAGGAUUCUAGGCAGAUUAAAGUAUAAAGUGACCCCUCAGAUGGGGACCCCCUCACCAGGGAAGGGGAGCUUGGCAGACGGAAGGAUUAAACCUGAUCAGGAUGAUGGUACUGAAAUCAAAAUAAGCAUCAAACAAGAAAACACAGAUUUGUUUCUGGUGGGAACCAAGGACAUUGUUUCGGAAGAAGAUCUGGAAAUAUUUAAGCAGGCUCGAGAACUUGCCAUGGAGAAGAUCGGAUGCGUAAAUGGAGGUGAAACAAACGGCCGGUACCCUUCGGUGAUAGAAUUUGGAAAGUAUGAAAUCCAGACCUGGUAUUCGUCACCUUACCCGCAGGAAUAUGCAAAACUGACAAAGCUUUUCCUGUGUGAAUUCUGUCUUAAAUAUAUGAAAAGUAAAAAUAUUUUGCUAAGACACUCAAAGAAGUGUGGCUGGUUCCAUCCUCCAGCCAACGAAAUCUACAGAAGGAAGGACCUUUCCGUUUUUGAGGUUGAUGGGAACGUGAGCAAAAUUUAUUGCCAAAACCUUUGCCUGUUGGCAAAGCUCUUUCUGGACCACAAAACCUUAUAUUAUGAUGUCGAGCCAUUCCUUUUCUACGUUCUCACAAAGAAUGACGAGAAAGGGUGCCACCUGGUCGGCUACUUCUCUAAGGAAAAGCUCUGCCAGCAGAAGUACAAUGUCUCCUGCAUAAUGAUCAUGCCCCAGUACCAAAGGCAAGGAUUUGGAAGGUUUCUCAUUGAUUUCAGUUACUUACUUUCCAGAAGAGAGGGGCAAGCGGGAUCUCCCGAAAAGCCACUGUCCGACCUGGGUCGCGUGUCCUACUUGGCCUACUGGAAAAGCGUGGUGCUGGAGUACCUUUACUGCCACCAUGAGAAGCAGUUCAGCAUCAAGGGGAUGAGCCGGGCCACGGGCAUGUGCCCCCACGACAUUGCCACCACCCUCCAGCAGCACAGUAUGAUGGACAGGAGAGAAGAAAAAUUUGUACUAAUUAGAAGGGAGAAACUGAUUUCAAGUCAUAUGGAGAAACUGAAAACCAGCCCACGCGUCAACGAAGUGGAUCCAGAAAGCUUGAGGUGGACUCCUGUCUUAGUUCCUAAUGCUGCAGCCUCUGAGGAAGAGAGGGAAGCUGAGAAAGAGGCAGAGCGGCUGAUGGAGCAGGCGAGCUGCUGGGAGAAGGAGGAACAGGAGGCGCUGUCUGCGAGAGCCAACAGCAGGCAGCCGCCAGCCAAAGCACAGUCAAAGAACAAGUACCUGCGGCCUCUAGAGAAUGCGGUAUUGGCCGAGCGAGGGCAGCCCCCAGACCCACCGAAAGAGAGCAGUGGGGAAGAGGAGAAGGAGGAAGAGGAGGGCGAGGAGGAGGAGGAGGAAGAGGAGGACAAGGAUGGAGACGGGCGUCACCCAAGUUCCCCUCUCAGGCUGUCGAAACCGCAGUUGCUGGCUGUAAAGAGAAAGAGACCGUUCAUGUUGAAGAAGAAAAGGGGCCGCAAGCGCAGAAGGAUUAACAGCAGCGUUACGACAGAGACGAUUUCGGAAACCACCGAAGUGCUGCACGAACUCUUUGAUAACUCGGAAGAGGAGCGGCCAAUGCCGCAGCUGGAGCCCACGUGUGAGAUGGAGGGGGAAGAGGAUGACUUAAAGCUGGGGUUCGAAAAAGCCUUCCAGCGCCAGCCUGGCGAGACAGAGGAGAACGAGGAAGAGGAGCAGGAAAGAGACAAUCAUGGUUACCCAAACGAGGUUCAGUGCAGAGUUAAUGCAGAAGAACAUGCAGUCAUCGUGGAAGAAGAUAGUAAAGACAAUCCCGAACCAGUAAUAUGUAAACAAGGAUGGCCCAAAGGAGUGAAACGAUGCCCGUCCAAGUGGCGGCAAAACAAGGAGAGAAAAAGCGGCUUUAAGCUUAAUUUGUACACUCCGCCCGAAACUCCUAUGGAGCCUGACUAUCAGGUGAUGGGAGACGAAUCGAAAGACAUGGCCGAGAAGAACCCCUCUCCUCAUGCUCCUGUCAUUAUGGAUGAGAUUAAAGAUCCUGAAACCGUUCUGCCACCUGAAGAUGAAGCAAGAGAGCUAGCAUCGGAGUGUGUGGAGCCACCCCAGGCAGCCAUGGAAACAACAGAAAAUGAGGUAACAAAAGUAGAGGAAGUGGAAGACAACAACAUAGUAGAAGAGGCAGAAAAUGCAAAGAGUCAAGAUAAAGACCAAGAAGAAGAAACGGACCUGGAGAAAGAUGAACCGGAGCAACUGGAAGAACAGGAGGAGGAGGAAGAGGAGGAGGAAGCCCAAUCUCGCAACGAGGAUCACGAUGCUGAUGAUGAAGACGAGAGCCACAUGGGUCCGAUAGAGGCGGAAAAGGAAGCAGCGCCAGGAGAAGUUCUCAAAGAAGUCAUUGAGAACAGGGAGUCUUUUUUAGACUCAAGUGAACAGAGCGGCAGUUCAGACCAGGAGAACAUGAUGGCCUGUGGGGUGGACCUUGCCGCGGAGUGUGAGGGUGGCCCUAAAGCGCUUCCUGCUCUUAUGGAGCCUGCACCCGAGUCAGGCGAUGAAAACACCAAGGGCCACCCCCAAAAGGACAGCGAGGAGCCGGAUUCUGCAUUCAAGGAGGAAAGCUCGGAAACCCUGGAGAUCGACUCUGAGACAGCGCAGGCCGUCAAGUCCUUGACACAAGAAGCAACGGAACCAGAAGACGUGUUCCAGGACUGUGCGGAGACGCAAGAGGCUUGUCGCAGCCUGCAGACUUACAGCAAUACUGACCAAAGCCCCCAGAUGAUCGCCCUGGACGACUGCCAGCAGUCCGACCACAGCAGCCCCGUCUCGUCCGUCCAUUCUCACCCCAGCCAGUCAGUCCGUUCUGUUAAUAGCCCAAGCGUGCCUCCCCUGGAAAACAGCUACGCUCAGAUAAGCCCGGGUCAGAGCGCCAUCUCCGUGCCCUCUUUACAAAACAUGGAGACCAGUCCCAUGAUGGACGUCCCCUCGGUUUCUGACCAUUCGCAGCAGGUAGUGGAUAGCGGGUUCAGCGACCUGGGCAGCAUCGAGAGCACGACGGAGAACUAUGAGAACCCGAGCAGCUACGACUCGACCAUGGGCAACGGCAUCUGUGGGAACAGCUCCUCGCAGAACAGCUGCUCGUACAGCAAUCUCACAUCCAGUAACAUGACGCAGAGCAGCUGCGCGGUGACCCAGCAGAUGUCCACCAUGAACGGGAGCUGCGGCAUGAUGCAGACGGCCAGCAUCAGCUCCCCGCCCCCUUGCAACGUGAAGUCCCCCCAGGGCUGUGUGGUGGAAAGGCCCCCCAGCGGCAGCCAGCAGCUCCCGCAGUGCAGCAUGGCUGCCAAUUUCACCCCGCCUAUGCAGCUGAGCGAAAUCCCGGAGGCUGCCAACAACAACAACAGCAGCAGCAGCAUUGGCUUGUACGAGAGGAUGGGGCAGAGCGAGUUCACGGCCGGGCAUUACCCUCAGCCGUCCGCCACCUUCAGCCUCGCCAAGCUGCAGCAGCUGACCAACACGCUGAUGGACCAUUCGUUGCCUUACAGCCACUCAGCAGCUGUCACUUCCUAUGCAAACAGUGCCUCUUUGUCUGCCCCUCUUAGCAGCACAGGACUCGUUCAGCUCUCGCAGCCCCCUCAUUCGGUUCCAGGCGGCACCCAAGUCCAGGCCACCAUGACGCCACCCCCGAACCUCACCCCUCCUCCCAUGAACUUGCCACCGCCCCUUUUGCAGCGCAACAUGGCCGCUUCCAAUAUCAGCCUCUCCCACGCCCAGAGGCUGCAGACUCAGAUGCCCGGGAAAGGCCACGUUUCGGGGAGGACUAAGUCGUCGUCUCUGGCACCGGCUGCGGCAGCCCAUCAGCCGCAGAUUUACGGGCGGGCCUCACAGACGGUGGCCAUGCAGGGGCCGGCGCGCACCUUAACCAUGCAGCGGGGCAUGAACAUGAGUGUGAACUUAAUGCCGGCCCCCGCGUACAAUGUCAACUCUGUGAACAUGAACAUGAACACCCUGAAUGCGAUGAAUGGGUAUAGUAUGUCCCAGCCCAUGAUGAACGGUGGCUACCAUGCGAAUCACGGGUACAUGAAUCAAACGGCCCAGUACCCGAUGCAGAUGCAGAUGGGGAUGAUGGGAAGCCAGCCAUAUGCACAGCAGUCAAUGCAGACUAACCCCCACAGCAACAUGAUGUACACCCCUCCUGCACAUCAUGGCUACAUGAACACUGGCAUGUCCAAACAGUCCCUGAAUGGCUCUUACAUGCGUAGGUAG
Messenger RNA from Euleptes europaea (tarantolino), 6435 nucleotides. RefSeq names its product lysine acetyltransferase 6B (gene KAT6B). The record is from RefSeq and is a predicted model, not a curated record. The coding region runs from base 289 to 6435 and encodes 2048 amino acids. NCBI's taxonomy places the organism in Eukaryota, Metazoa, Chordata, Lepidosauria, Squamata, Sphaerodactylidae. The transcript has 16 exons. Gene Ontology annotation, cellular component: MOZ/MORF histone acetyltransferase complex; nucleosome. Gene Ontology annotation, biological process: nucleosome assembly; regulation of DNA-templated transcription. Gene Ontology annotation, molecular function: histone acetyltransferase activity; DNA binding.